AUGGGUAGAACGGGUUUGCGGGGGCGCGGGGUGUUGGGUCGUUGGGGUCCGAAUCACGCCGCAGACCCGAUUGUCUCCAUGUUUCGACAGGGCCGUCUGCAUUUCAUCGGCAUCGAACGGCACGACACACACGAGUGGGCGCUGCCGGGCGGCAUGGUCGACCCGGAUGAGCUCAUUUCGGGCACGUUGAAGAGGUGAGAAUUCACUGAAGAGGCACUGGAAGGUGUUGAGAGUAAGGCACUGGAGGGUCUGUGGCCGAAAGGGGUCGAGUUGUACCGGGGUUAUGUGGAUGACCCGCGUAAUACGGAUAAUGCAUGGAUGGAGACGGUGGUGGUGAAUUUUCAUGACGCGGACAAAAUUUUGGAAAAUGUCAAUUUUAAG
Messenger RNA from Anisakis simplex (herring worm), 381 nucleotides. NCBI's taxonomy places the organism in Eukaryota, Metazoa, Nematoda, Chromadorea, Rhabditida, Anisakidae. The record is from the annotation of a GenBank genome assembly.